ACACACCUUGCUGCGCUACUCAUCGGACGAAGCAUCACCACCAACAGUAAAGGCAGUUAGACGUAAGCGCACAAACAAGGACUGGGUAUUAGUGGACACUUAUCCUACAUACGAUGAUGCUUUGAAUGAAGUGAAGGCUCACUCCACAUGGUCAAUUUGUUCCAGUAACGAUGAAUUUGUCACGUUUCGCUGCACGAAAGUUAAAAAAAACAUUUUUGCAAUGCCAGUCCGGAAUGCGCAUCGAGCUACACAAAAAAGACCUGGGUGCAUCAUUAUUUGCUUCAAGGAACGAACACAAUUGUAGCCAGCUGACACAAGCCGCCUCAAAAUUAACACCCGAAGUCAGACAGUUCAUUACAGAACUACAUGCGAGAGGAUUGAAGCUGAAAGCUGUUCAAGACGAAUUCAUAAAGGCAAAAAAGCCGUUACCAGCGAGAUCAGUAUUAGCAAACGAAAUAGCACGUCUACGGCGGAUGGACACUAGUCAGGCAGUUAUAAAACUAAGUGAGCUUCAUGAUCUCUUGAAACAACAUUCCACGAUUCCCGAAGAUGAAUGCAAAGCGUACGUUGUCGAUUUUAAAAUCGCAGAUGAAAAUGAAGUGCGAUUCGAUUUUGUUGUGUCCAGCAAAAAACUUUUAGAUCUAAACACCCGGUCCCAGGUUUGCAAUGCUGAUACGACCUACAACCUUGUCUGGCAAGGUUACCCUGUACAAGUGACUGGACACACCGAUUUUAACAAAAAAUUCCAUCCUUCUGCUAUAUCCGUAUCGACCAAUGAAGAUGAAGAAACGUAUGCCUUUAUAUUCCAAACGCUAAAGGAUGGAACGAAUCUGGCUCUUUCAAAAGACUUGAAACAAUCGAUUCUAAUGGCCGACGGGGCAAAGGCGAUUUCCAAUGGUUUCCACAGAGCAUUUGGUUCCGAUUUCACAGAGCUGAUGUGCUGGUAUCAUGCUAAAACCGCCAUGAAGGACAAUAUUACUCAUCUCGUUCCAAAAGAACAUCAAGAACGAUUGCUGCAAGAUAUUGAUCGUUUACAAUUAUCACAAACACCAGCAAUGUUUGACAAAGCCUCCGUGUUGUUUCUAGAAAAGUAUUCAAAAUUCACCGAAUUCGUCGAUUACUUCGCUCAGCAAUGGUUACAUUUACAUCGAAAUUGGUAUGAAGUUGCGUGCGUGGAUCGCGACAUCAAAGCACCGGGUACCAACAAUGGGUUAGAACUGUUAAGGAUGAGAAAACAUUAAGAAGGUUGCUUCCACUACAAGAGUUUUUCCAGUUGCUAUUGACUUGGGUCGAAAGUUGGGGAAAACGAUACGAUGGUGGUGCAACCGUCUAUCACUGGGAUGUCGAAGUUGAUUUACCCUUGGAAACCAGAGCUUAUCAGUGGGUUCGGUCGAAGAAAGAGAUAAGACAACAUCCGUCUGCCAAUUUUUAUAUGGUACCUGCCGGGGAUUCAAUCACUUUAGAGCAUUGGGAGGACAGCUUAAUUUGGGAAACAUUUGAUCAAUUCACAACCAAUUUGUUCAAAGGGUGGAGUACCAAAGUUGAUAACGACUGGAAGAAUGGUAGUUGCAACUGUCCUUCUUUCCUAAAAGACUACAUGUGUAAGCAUGUCUAUGGUAUCGCAAUGUGUCUAAAGCUUGUGACUCCACGAUAUGAGGCGAAACAAAUUCCUCUAGGUCAAAAGCGUAAAAGAGGUCGCCCAAAACUGGCGAAAAAAGCUUUAAUUAAACAAUAAAAAAAUGAAAAAAACCGAUAAAGACUAAAUCUUUUUUAUUGUUUAAAACUUUCAAUAUUCGUUUGCUUAAUACUUAAUUGCUCUUAAUUUUUAUCUCUCUAAUAUUUUUUUCAAUA
Molecule: messenger RNA, 1851 nt
Organism: Bradysia coprophila
Lineage: Eukaryota; Metazoa; Arthropoda; Insecta; Diptera; Sciaridae
Source: RefSeq, a predicted model, not a curated record